AAACUCUAAUGACGUCUGGAAACUAUAUCGUUAUUUUCAUUAAUUUUUGUUGACCUGCGACGACCGAUGGAUGUGUCGAAGAAACGUCGCUUAAAAUAGCUGUUUUUGUACGGCAGAAAGCGUUUUUGAGACGAAAGGUUCCUCUAUUAGGGUUUAGGAAUUGAGCCACAAUGAGUGAGCUACGGCAUCGGGAACCCCUGGGUGGAGAAAAAGCGGCAAACGAGGGGGAAAAUAAGACGGCAGUUGUAGCCGAAGAGAAAAAAGACCCGCAAUCAUCGGCUGCUGAGGAGGAGAAGAAGCCUGUGGCAGAAUCAGGAGAGAAACCCGCCUCUGGAUGCACUCCACCUGAAGAGAUUGGUCACCCACAGAUUGCAGAUCCUCCCAUCGCUCCGCAGAAAGAUACAGUACCGACUAUUCUUAAGGGAUUAUCCCCACGAUGGCAGAAUUGGUUUAUCCGUGGCGGUUUCUCCAUCAUUAUGGUCAUGGCGUUUUCGUUAAUCAUAUAUGUGGGCCCGGUCGCACUGACUUGUUUGGUGCUCUUAAUAGAGAUGAUGUGCUUUCAUGAGAUCAUCACCAUCGGGCAUGCCGUCUAUCGCUCGCAGGAUCUUCCCUGGUUCCGCACCCUCAGCUGGUACUUUCUCCUCUCGGCCAAUUACUUUGUGUAUGGCCAGAGCAUGAAGGACUACUUCGGGAUUGUUCUCCAUAGGGAUCUGGAGUUUUUGCAGCCAUUCAUUGACUACUAUCGCUUCAUUGCCUUCUGGCUGUACAUGUUUGGUUUCAUGCUGUUUGUACUGUCCCUUAGGAAGUCACAAUACCUUGUGCAAUUCACGCUGUUUGGCUGGACGCACAUAGCUCUGCUGAUUGUGGUCACACAGUCUAACCUGAUCGUGCAGAGCAUGUUUGAGGGUUUGAUUUGGUUCUUGCUCUCCACGACUGCGGUCAUCUGUAACGACAUCAUGGCGUACAUGUUUGGAUUCUUCUUUGGCCGGACGUCUCUGAUCAAACUUUCUCCCAAGAAAACCUGGGAAGGGUUCAUCGGAGCUUGCUUCUCCACUGUCAUCUUCAUUGUAUUUCUUGCCAGUCUCUUGAAGAGAUAUGAAUUCUUCAUUUGUCCACCUGAGUUUAACGAGGAACGAGGUGUGUUUGUGAUGGAAUGUGAACCUUCUAGUACGUACCAACCAAGAGAGUUCAACGUACCCAUGGUUGUUCAGGCAGCUCUAGGCCAGAUUGGCAUCCACUGGGAGACGUUUACCACCCUGCCGGCUUACUUACAUGCUGCUAUGAUUGGCCUCUUUGCGUCACUGGUCAGUCCUUUCGGAGGAUUCUUUGCAAGCGGAUUCAAGAGAGCCUUCAAGAUCAAGGACUUUGGUGAUGUGAUCCCAGGGCAUGGAGGAAUCAUGGACCGUUUUGACUGUCAAUUUCUCAUGGCAUCCUUCUUGUAUGUGUACCUACACACCUUCCUCAAAUCUUCCCAUUACCAGAAACUGGUGCAGCAAAUUUUCCAACUGGAGGCGGAGGACCAAUUGUUAGUGUAUAAACAGCUCACAGAUCAUCUCAAUAAGACUGGCCUGCUACCCGACAUGUGAGUGCCAAAACCCACACAUCAAUGCAGAGAUCAAGGUAUUGAGUCAGCAAGAAGUACAGGUACCAGAUCUUGUUCAUUCGCAGUACGUUAACAUACAGGGUGAGGAAUGCCAUGUACUUACUAUCACCCUUAAACACUUGCUUGUGCUAAAUAAUGUAAUACCUGAUACUUUGUCCACCAGUCUGUAGGUAGGCGAAGUAGUCUUAAAAGAUACAAUGUUAAAAAUCUAUCUUAGAUGUCACCAACCUGUUCCUAGAUUUUCCCUGAUAAGAGUAAAGCGUUUGUGAAAGCUAUGUUAGAGAUACACGACGUAGACUAACUUGUUGGUUUAAACGUAGACUCACUCACCUUGCUUGAUAUACAUAACUGCUGUUGUACUGCCCUCUGUUGCCAUUCUGCACAACAUUUGGGUCAACGCAUAGAGGGCCUCAUUCAUUGGUUUACAGGUAGGGGGGCUCCAAUCGAAUGAAAUGAAUUGAAAGUCUUGUAAUCAUGACUAAUAUAUGUAUAUAGUGGUGCUGAGUUAGGAAGGGAAGAUAUUUAUAACCCAGAAGUUCCAAGCGCAAGCAUGUGUAGUGCGAAAACAGAAAUGUUCAUUCGAGUUUGUUGCAGUGUUUCAACACAAAUGUUUAAA
Messenger RNA from Asterias rubens (European starfish), 2219 nucleotides. Its product is annotated as phosphatidate cytidylyltransferase 2-like. The transcript is spliced from 13 exons. NCBI's taxonomy places the organism in Eukaryota, Metazoa, Echinodermata, Asteroidea, Forcipulatida, Asteriidae. Gene Ontology annotation, cellular component: endoplasmic reticulum membrane. The record is from RefSeq and is a predicted model, not a curated record. Gene Ontology annotation, molecular function: phosphatidate cytidylyltransferase activity. Bases 171 to 1586 code for a protein of 471 amino acids.